AAAGGUGUUGGAGGGGCGUCAGAUUUCGGUCUUCUCAGGGCGUGGCGCUUGGUGUCAGCGACGCCGACCGAUUGUGCCGAAAUUCCCGGUCCGGCGGCCUUUGUGCAGCCCUCGUGCCGGAGUCAGCCGCCGUGUGGUCGCCGCGCUGUGACGUACCUCCUUUGCGCACCUGAAACUCUUUGUGCCUGCAGCCCGCGCCUUGCAGCUUAGAUGCCGCCGUCGGACGGCUUGUCCCCGAAAAUGGCAGUUUCGGUGCUGGCUGCUGCAGCAACGCAGACGUCUUCUCUAGGUAUUUUUACACUCUUCAAUUUAAGCCAUGAGCGGUUGCCUUUAUCCUCUGUUCCCCCUCCUCCACCUCCUAGUUCUCCAUCUUAUUCUUCUUCUCCGUUGUAUCCGCCCCCGACAGCUACCAUGACAACCGUUCGCAGACAAACAGCCUACUCAACGUUCCUGACUCCAUUAGGCCCGUCCCGCAACGCCGGCUCCAACCAAUCCAGUCUCUCAUCGUCACCACGACAAUAUCCCACCGACUUGACGCACCCCAUCCUUGAAGAAGGCGACGAAACGGACAGCGAGGCCAUAAAUGAGCCCGUCACGCCUGUGAGCGGGCGCCAGUCGCAAGAUUUCCAAACGCUCCCGAACCAGGACGGCCACCUAGACGCGGCGCACGAACAGCUGGCGGCCGACCAGAGCGUCGCCGCUUUCGCGCCCGCCCAUCCGGGCUCGGCGCCAGGAGCCAAAACCGCCCUUGCGGUCGACCCUUCGGCGACCACCCCCUCCAGAGCGCCUCGGAGUCCCCAACAAGCCCCGCAAUCAGCGCGUCCAGCAACUCCCGCACCAACAACCUCAACUCUGGCCGACCAAGAUGUCCCUCCACCGCCCUCUUCGAGACGCUCGACGUUUGGCUCAGCUUCUUCGAGUUUCAGGCGUACCAUGUCCAGUUUUCUAAAGCGUGUCGGUUCAGACAAGGCUGCUCUUACCGCCGAGGCUGGGGACUCUGCCACUGCUUCGGCGCUAAGUCUGUCUGAUGCGGCCCACCGGAAGCUGCCAACCCGUCGGUGGUCGAUGAAUAGGAGCUCGGCUACUACUCGCUCCAACACACCACCGUCGCCCAGCUCGCCGCUCGAGAUGGCCAUCAAGACCAUGGAGGAGGCGUCGCAGCCCACGGUACCGGGCUCCGAUGCCUUCUUCAAGAAGAAGUCGCGUGCGUCGACAGGAUUCGCAUUGCGUUCCUCCCGCCCCGCCGCUAAAGACGCAGCAUCGAGAGAGGGGCUGCACCCGAGGCGGCGUGCGAGCAGUUUCGAUUAUUCGAAGCAGAGGAAGCACGUGGUGGGAGACCCCGAGAAGACGGUUCACAUGGAGAGGUCUCUAUGGGGGCUUCCGGCGGAGACGGGAACAGGUGUGAAAGCGCGCCGGAUGAGCCUGAGCUUACCUGACGAUUUUACCGUCGACGUGGUCGAGCUGUCGUCCGAAUUCGAAUACCAACACAAGCUGCUGGGACGACACGGGAAACAUCUCGGCAGGGGUGCGACCUCCAAGGUUACCCUCAUGGUCAGCAAAAACGGGGGUGAGCUGUACGCCGUCAAGGAGUUCCGAGGCAAAUCUUCAAGCGAGACACGAGAGGAGUACGAGAAGAAGAUCAAGUCGGAGUACACACUGGCCAAGAGUCUGCACCACCCUAACAUCGUCGACACCGUUCGGCUUUGCAUCGAUCACGGCCGCUGGAACCAUGUGAUGGAGUAUUGCGAGGACGGCGACUUGUUCACGCUGGUCAACAAGAAAUACCUCAAGACCGAGGAGAGGGAAAAGGACCGCUUGUGUCUGUUCAAGCAACUGGUCACGGGCAUCCACUACCUCCACUCGAACGGCAUCGCCCACCGCGACAUCAAGCUCGAGAACCUGCUCAUAACGAAGGAGUGCCGGCUCAAGAUCACGGACUUUGGCGUGUCGGAGGUCUUCUCGGGCAUCCACCCCGGGCUCAGGGAGGCUGGCGGGCAGUGCGGCAAGAACAUGGGCGAGGUGCGGCGCUGCGCGCCGGGCAUCUGCGGCAGUAUACCGUACAUCUCUCCAGAGGUGCUCAAGAAACAGGGCGAUUACGACCCCCGCGGCUUGGAUGUCUGGAGCGCGGCCAUCGUCAUGGUGAAUCUCAUCUUUGGCGGGCCAUUGUGGCACAAGGCUGAAGUCGCGGAGAACGCGUCGCCGAAGGAUAACUACGCCAGUCUGGUCCGUGGAUGGGAGAAGUGGAGGGAAAGCCACCCUGACGAUUCCGACACGCCGGUCACGGAGAUGGAUUACCCCCACGUGUUCGUGUUCGACACGUUUGUCAAGCCGCCGGCCCUUCGACGAGUCCUCCUCCAGAUGCUCAACCCCGACCCGGAGAAGCGCAUCUCGAUUGCGGGCGUGGUCAACAAUCGCUGGGUGAAGAACAUCGAGUGCUGUCAGACCGACAGCUUCGAUGAGCCCAACGGCGCAAAUAUGAUCGACGCCACCAAGAAGCUGUGCCAGCAGCGGGUGAGCGGCAAGAAGAUCUAUUGCCACAACCACCUCCCACCCAAAGACGUGUUCCACGGCAGCCAUUCUCUGGGCAAGAUGCCUGGCAGUGCCGGCUACUGAGCCGCGAGACGAUGGGCUCUUGAGGCAGCAGCGAGAGCCGAUCGAUCUUGGGGCAUCAUGAGUUUCUGUUCUGUUUUUUUUUGUUCCUUUUUUGGGUCAACAACAUACAUAUCGUUUGGCCUGGACGGGUGUGGUUCGGGGGCCAAUGUGAGAAACAUAACACGGCGUUUACGGGGAUGGUCAAGGUGCAUACAUCAUCACAUCAAGG
Molecule: messenger RNA, 2821 nt
Organism: Thermothielavioides terrestris NRRL 8126
Lineage: Eukaryota; Fungi; Ascomycota; Sordariomycetes; Sordariales; Chaetomiaceae
Exons: 1
Coding region: 412-2613 (733 amino acids)
Biological process (GO): protein phosphorylation; intracellular monoatomic cation homeostasis; intracellular signal transduction
Molecular function (GO): ATP binding; protein serine/threonine kinase activity
Source: RefSeq, a predicted model, not a curated record